This is a messenger RNA of Sclerotinia trifoliorum, 2770 nucleotides long. The record is from the annotation of a GenBank genome assembly. NCBI's taxonomy places the organism in Eukaryota, Fungi, Ascomycota, Leotiomycetes, Helotiales, Sclerotiniaceae.
AUGUCCAAGAACAUGGACAACUUCGUACCAAGUACACCACCAGCUCUUUUCAUUCCAAAGAAGAAAGAAACUCAGCCCAAGCUCUCGUUGAGCGACAUGCUCGCCGCCAAAGAAGCCGCGAAAUUAUCUCCCAAACAAUCUGUCGCAGAUUCUGAGAUGUCAGGAACUGCUAAUACCUAUGGUACUUUAUUGAAUCCCAGUAUUAUAUGAUCUUGGGCUAAUUAUUCAAGUAUUUGGUGCUGCUAGUAAUGCUAGUUCACCUAGCGCCUUUCGAUUUGGAGCAAUGGCAAACUCUCCCAUGCCUACGUCGACUCUGUCUCCCGAUAUGGAAAAGACACGCAAGCUUGAGAAGGAACUCAAACGACUCACUCACGAGCAGAAUGAGUCUUUGAAGGAGUUGAAACGAGAGAGAGCUAUUAAUGCAAAGACAAUUGCAGACCUCACAAUGGUAAUCCAAACUGCUGAAGAUAGCAGUACACAGACAAUCGCAGACCUCAACGCGGCAAUAAAAACUGCUGUGGAAGAGAAAAAUGAGUUUGAAAGGAACUAUCUCACCGUUUUUGACGCUCUCACUCGAGCAAAUGACACGGCAGAUGAGGCAAAUUAUCAUGCCGAUCAAUGCGAUGACCAAAUCAAACGUCUAGAGAGGGAAAAAAAGAAUCAAAACACCAUCAACCGUCGCUUGAACGAGGUGAUAAAUAAUCUGAGGGCCAAGGUUGUCAGCCUUGAGGAGAAGGUCGAUAGCCUUGAGGACGAGAUGGAAGUGAAGUUGGGUGACAUUCAGGUAGCAGAGACAGAAAUCACAGUCAAGACUGAAGAGUUAAAGGUGUCUCAAGGCGAACUUGAAGCAUUCAAGCUGGAAGCUUCCGGAAUUUCUUUUAAUCAUGAGCAGAAAAAUGCAGGUGAUCGUCUCAGAGCGCUUGAGGGGGAGCAUCAAGAACUCGCCAACAAAUUCCAAGAAUUGGGAGACGAGAAGGCAAAGUUGAUGGUUGAGGGCCAGACCAUAUUGAAUGAGCGAGACCAGCUCAAACUUCAGCUCAACGAUGCUACUGUCAAAUUCAAUACCCUGCAGCAAGAUCACGUUAGAGUUCAGGCCGAAAUUACGCAAGCUCAACCUCGUGUUUGGGAACUGCAGCAGACAGCAAACAGAGCUACUGCCUUGGAUAUGGAGAACGAGUCACUCACGGAAAAACUUGAGCAAGCCAAUUGUGACCUUGCACAAAUAAAACUUAACCAUACACAAGCUAUCGAAGCUAAAGAUCGGAUUAUAUCCGAGAGCGGUCACGCCCUUCUCGAUUCGAAUCUCAAAGAUACUUCCAACGUACAAAGCGAGUUCCACAAGACAAUUGAGGAACUUCAAGCCAAAAUUCUCGAUCAGGCGACUGCUCAUCAGAACGAUAUCGCUUUGUUUGAAGCCAAGAUUGCUGAGCUGUCUGAAGGGCAGGAAGCAAAGUUACUUUCUCUGCUGGAUUCCUACAAAUCCAUUGUCACUAAAAAAGAAGAGAUAAUUGCUCAAGCAAAUGCACAAGCUAAGUCUGCUGAUAAAGAUGUGGCUUCUCUCAAAUUCGAUCUCUCAAUAGCCAAGGGAUCUGCUGAUGCUCUUCAAUUGAAAGUCGACACACUCCAAGGCGAUCUCGGUGCUUCCCACAAAACUGUGCUUUCUCUUCAAAGUGAAGCAAAACAUGUGCGGACUGAAUUCGAUGUUCUUAAAGACGAAAUGACCUCGACGCGAACUCUCCUCGACGACAUCAGCCGGAAGACGGAAUCAGCUAAUAAGCAAUUGGCGGAAAAGAAAGAAGAGCUUGCCGCAGAGAGGAAUGCUCACGAGGCUACGAAGGCCAUGCAUGCUGCAUCUAUCGAUCGACUUGCCAAAGAUAAACACAAAUCAGAUUCUGUCGUUGCUGCUAAUAGCAGGCAGCGAAUGACUGUUCCCCGUCGCACUGCCUUGCGCCCAAUUAGAUCCACAUGGCCAGUUAUCACGGAGGAGGAACCUGAAUUCAUAAAUGAGGAUGUAACUUUCCCAGUCAUUCCAACCAGAAUUAGAGGCUGCAGGUGCACAGCACCAGCCACCAUUCCUCGUCUAGAUUUUGAGGACGAAAAGUUAUUUUCGCCCAGUCCUGAAGUACGUGUCGAGCAUGCUAGGUUUAUACUCAGACAAUUUACCCAACUAACCAUGUCGCCGUUUCAAUUCAUGGAUAGCGAACCUGCUAACGUCACUAUUUCCGAUUCUAUUCCCAAGGCAGAAGAGCCUGUCGUCAAGGUUGACUUACCACAGGCGACUGAGGAGGAAAAGCAGAAUGCAGAAGCUCCUAUACCCUCAUUAGGGGUUGUUGUGGUAGCAGUUCCUAAGAAGAAGCAUGUCAGAGCUCCCUCUGCAAUUUGCCGAUUUUCGCUUGUCCUCUUCUUCCUCUUCGUUAUCUCGUUGAUCGCCAUGUCCACAAAGGUAGCUCCUACCCAGCGAGGACCGGUUUUGUCGAUUGGAAUGACAAGUGUCGCAGCCAGAACUGCGACACCGGUUAUUUCCACGGUUGUUUCUACUGAUCCCAUAGUGGCUACGGUGACUACUGUGGCUACGGUGGUCUCUGUAGAAGAGCCAAAGUCGACGGAACUGGUUGCUCCCGUUUCUUGGGACAAAGUCUCUUUACAAGUACUCUAUCCCACCAGAAUAUUGCACCUCGGGGAACGGGUCCUGGAGAGUACAUUCCAUUACUGGAAGGCUCUCGAGGUUCGUAUCCUCCGAGUUGUCAAUCUUUUCCGCCGUGGUGGUUAG